This is a messenger RNA of Ostreococcus tauri, 273 nucleotides long. Its product is annotated as Costars domain. Lineage: Eukaryota; Viridiplantae; Chlorophyta; Mamiellophyceae; Mamiellales; Bathycoccaceae. The record is from RefSeq and is a predicted model, not a curated record. Gene Ontology annotation, biological process: regulation of actin filament-based process. The transcript is spliced from 2 exons. The coding region runs from base 1 to 273 and encodes 90 amino acids.
AUGGAUGUCGACGCCGACGUGGAGGCGUUGGUGCGAGAGCUCGAGACGCGAUUGGGAAUCGUGGACGCACGCGAUGGACGAAUCAAGGUGAAAUUCGGCGUCUUGGUUCGCGACGAACGGUGCGCGGACAUGUUCGAGGGGCUGAACGGAACCUUACGAGCGGCGAAGCGAAGGAAGAGGAUCGAUUUCGAGGGAGAGAUGUUGUUGCAGGGAGCGCACGACGACGUGGACGUGGUGGUUUUGCAGGGCUGUCGCGAGCGCGACGAAUCGUGA